UAAAUAAAUCCUGAUUGGUCUCUGUGUUUUCCUACGCAGCAUAUAUAGUUGUACUUGUGAGUUUCUGUGUAUUUAAAGCAAUAGAACUAUCAAGUAAAUUGUAUACGACUUUGCAGAAGAGAAGACGUCCACAAUGAGUUCAGGUGACAGGUCUUCCACUGGUAACGUCUGGAUUGAUACCUUCAAUGAGCUGAUUGAUGAGGAACUGGACUAUACUGACAGGUGGUCUCUGAAUUUCAACUACAAAAUCACUGAUACGCUGAGCAGGGAGAAGAAAAAAGAAGGCUGGAAGAUUUCCAGUAGACAUGUCUAUGCCAGUUUUUGUUGCUCAAAAUGCCAUCAUCAGUGGAAUUCAGCUCGUGUACUGGUCAUUUUUCACUACAGACUACGGGAAAAAACUGAACGAGGACAUGUAAUUAUGCGCCCUUUUCGUCAGGUAUGUGAUGCUUGCAAGUCUAAUGGGGAGCACUAUGAAAUUCCAAGGUUUUCAGAAGACAAAGUGGAAGAAAUACUGCUAGGAUUACUCAGCAAAAUCAAGAAAAACUGUUAUGGAGAAGACUAUCUUGAUGAUGGCAUUGAUUCAAGUCGUUCCAAAGUGUACAGGACCAAGCCACACAAGAGCUCCUUAUGUGAAGCCUGCAGAGAUGGCAUCUGCUGUCAGGAUGAUUAUAAAGAUGACUAGACUGCCCAGGAGAAGGAGUUAUCUGCCUGUUUGCUGACAUUCUGUUCACUCAUUCUCUAAUGCUAGCCAGCAGUGGAGAGUGUGAUUAGAUGGAUUCAACUGACCUUUGCUGGGGCCCAACAACAGCAUGGCAGAACUUGUCAACAGCCCUUGGCUCAUAUAUAGGGGAAGGACUGAAGUUUAAGAAGUUAAUUAGCCUGUAAAAAUCUUGGAGUAAUAUUUCGAGUGGUACCUAUGAAUUCUAUGACUGUAAUACAUGCUUAUUUAUACACAAUUUACAUGCAAGAAACUGUCAUUCAUCCUGAAUUUGAUUUAUUAGUCAGCUUUGUGAGAAUUGUAAAUCUCAGAACUAAGUGCAUGCUGUCUGCUGUUUAAGCUAAAUCUUUGGACCAAUGAUUUCCACAACAUCUUUAAGGUAUUUGUAGGUGCAGAGUAAACAACACCUUAUUCAGACACAAACAUGAGAAUGAACGUUACUUUGUUUUUAAUAUUUGUUAAACUGUACCUAACGGACCAUCGAGUGGGACUUACAUAGAUGUGCUACUGGAGUGGAAUGUAAAGUGAAAUGGCAUCACACAUCACAGUCUUCAGGCCCAGAAAAGAUAAACUCACUGCUUUCAUCACUACUAUCUCUGACAUUAAAAAGUGUAGUAUAAAUAACCAAAUUAUUAAUAUUUUUAUGUUUUAUAAAAUGAGUGGGUAACUGUUUUACAUUUUAUUGUUUGAUCAA
Protopterus annectens (West African lungfish) is the source of this 1412-nucleotide messenger RNA. RefSeq names its product receptor-transporting protein 3-like. Bases 134 to 682 code for a protein of 182 amino acids. The record is from RefSeq and is a predicted model, not a curated record. Gene Ontology annotation, molecular function: olfactory receptor binding. NCBI's taxonomy places the organism in Eukaryota, Metazoa, Chordata, Ceratodontiformes, Protopteridae. Gene Ontology annotation, biological process: protein insertion into membrane; protein targeting to membrane. The transcript has 3 exons.